Molecule: messenger RNA, 576 nt
Organism: Ostertagia ostertagi
Lineage: Eukaryota; Metazoa; Nematoda; Chromadorea; Rhabditida; Trichostrongylidae
Source: the annotation of a GenBank genome assembly
AUGUACCGUUCCGCGACUGUUAUGUUCACGGACGUCGUUGGAUUCACGAAGUUAUGUGGCACGUCAACUCCUAUUGAGGUCGUCACUCUACUAAACAGUGUCUACUCCGGAUUUGACGAGAUUAUCAACAAAUUUGAUGGCUACAAGGUAGAGACUAUCGGAGAUGCGUACAUGGUGGUGUCCGGAAUUCCGGAGGAGAACGGAAAACGUCACAUCAACAACAUCGCCGAAAUUGCGCUGGAAAUUAUGCAGUUCCUCGAGACCUACCGUAUUCCCCAUCGCAAAUCCGAACAAUUGGUGAUUCGCGUCGGAUUCCAUAGUGGUCCAGUGGCAGCCGCCGUAGUCGGGCUCAAUUCACCGAGAUACUGUCUCUUCGGUGACACGGUUAACAUGGCGUCACGAAUGGAAUCGAGUGGUGAGCCAGGAAAAAUACAGCUGUCAGAACAAUCUAAUAAACUUCUGGACAUUGAUUACCCAGAAUUCGUCACCACGAAACGCGGUGAAGUUGAUAUCAAAGGAAAAGGAGAAAUGUUCUACUUACUGGCUCAUUCGCAAGGACAACUCCUACUUCAAUAA